UGUCUCGCUACGUCCGUACGUUUCUCGCGAGAUCGAAGCACCACAUAAAUCUCGUAGCUAUGGCUGCGCCGCCCGAGACGGAGAGUUUGGAGUCUUGUAUCAACAGAGCCACAAACCCACUUAACAAAGACACAGACUGGAGCAGCAUCCAUGCCUUCUGUGAUCAGCUCAACAGUGAUUUGGAGGGACCUCAGUUGGCCACCAGGCUCCUGGCCCACAAGAUUCAGUCCCCACAGGAGUGGGAAGCCAUGCAGGCACUACUGGUGCUGGAGACGUGUAUGAAAAACUGUGGAAAGAGGUUUCACAGUGAAGUGGGCAAGUUCCGUUUUCUCAAUGAGCUAAUUAAAGUUGUUUCUCCAAAGUAUCUGGGCUCACGGUCCCCUGAGCCGGUAAAAAAGAAAGUUUUGGAGUUGAUUUAUAGCUGGACUUUGGGGCUACCCGAUGAGGCCAAGAUCUCAGAUGCCUAUCAAAUGCUUAAGAAACAAGGUAUCAUUAAACAAGACCCAGAACUGCCACCUGACAGACUACUGAACCUUCCUCCACCCAGACCCAAGAAUGCAAUUUUUGAGGAUGAGGAGAAGUCAAAAAUGCUGUCUCGCCUGUUGAACAGCUCACACCCUGAGGACCUUAAAGCUGCCAACAAACUCAUCAAGGAAAUGGUCCAAGAGGAUCAGAGGCGAGCGGAGAAGGUGUCAAAGAGAGUAAACGCCAUUCAGGAGGUGAAGGAAAGCGUCUCUUUGCUGACUCAGCUUUUGCAGGACUAUGACAGUGCAGCAACUGAUCAGAACAACGCUGAAUUGCUACAGGACCUGUACCAGCGCUGUGAGAAGAUGAGGCCUACACUGUUCAGACUGGCGAGUGAUACAGAAGACAACGACGAAGCUCUGGCUGAGAUCCUCCAGGCCAACGACAGCCUGACCCACGUCAUCAACCUGUACAAGCAGCAGGUGAAAGGGGAGAUUGUAAACGGAAACAACACAUCAAACAUACAGAAACCAGCUGGAGGAGGGACAGCCCUGCUAGAUCUGUCGGGAUUGGACACUUCACCCCAGUCGCCUCCCUCCUUCCCCGAGUUUCCCACUCCGACAGAUAGCCUGAAUGUACCCUCGCAUGAGAUGGGGAUCAGUCUCCUUGACGAUGAGCUUAUGUCACUUGGUUUAAGUGAAGGAACACACACCUCCAACCCCCCCUCACAGCCAGAGGACUCCACAGCCUGGGAUUCCUUCCAGUCUUCUGACAGCAUAGAUGCAGACAUCCCGGCUGCACCCAGCCUCCUCCUGAGUCCUGACCCUCCUUCCCAUACUCAGCCCCUGUCAUCUGGCUCCACCCCUGGGAACUCGGCCCUGGACGAGCUGGAUCUGCUGGGAAAGACGCUGCUGCAGCAGUCCCUCCCUCCAGAGGGCCUGCAGGUCAAAUGGGACAAGCAGCAGUCCAAACCAACUCUGAGGGAUCUGCAGAGCAAGUCAGGAGCCACCCCGAACCCCAUUUCAGCCUUUACCCCCGAGCAUCCUGCUCCUCUUCCAAACUCUCAGCCUAACCCCGGAGCCACGCUGCUGAACAAGUCCCCGGCUCACACAGAGACUCUUCCUCCUCCUCCUCCUCCUCCAGAAGUUACUCUAACUGAUGUUUUUGUUCCAAUAGAAUCCAUUAAGCCCAGUAGUCUAUUACCUGUAACCGUGUUUGAUGGACACAGUCUACGGGUUCUCUUUCAUUUUGCUCGGGAGUCGCCUCCAUCUCGACCCGAUGUGCUGGUGGUGAUCAUCUCCAUGCUGUCCUCAGCCCCCAGCCCCGUCACCAAUAUUAACUUCAAGACUACGGCUUCAAAGUCUAUGGCUGUGAAGCUGCAGCCCCCGUCGGGAACAGAGCUCCCAGCUUUUAACCCCAUCUUCCCUCCUGCUGCCAUCACACAAAUACUUCUGGUUGCAAACCCAAACAAGGAGAAAGUACAGCUGCAGUACAGAUUAACCUUCACCUUGGGAGAGCAGGAGCACACCGAAAGCGGCAUUGUAGAACAGUUUCCUCCUCCGGAGAAGUGGGGGAACCUAUAGCAUUGAAACACGACCCCAAACUGACAGACUUUCUGCUUUCAGACUCAGCCUAUCCUUUCCCCUACACAACUGGUCUGGCUCAACACUCCUUGGAACACAUUUUUCCUUUGCAAUCACGUCCUCCUUUUAUUUUCUUGGUAUUGUUUUUUAGGGAUUCUCCUCAUACUCAGUAUAAUGUGUGUAUGCUUUGCUCUAAAUUAGUCAUGUGUGUCUGUCUAGUCUGCUUUAUGUGGCUGCAUUGAAACAAGCCCACUACUCCUUCCUGGAAGUUGCUGGUGUUUUGCAAUCUCAUUGUUACGAGUGCAACAGCAGAAAAAAAACUACAACAAAUGUGUGCAUAUUUGCUCAUUUGGUGUGCUUGAUUGUUUUUUUUUUUUUUUUUUUUCUUCUUGGAAAGUCAGUAUAAACCGUCAUUGUUUACCUCCACCUCAGCAUGCUGGACAAACACGGGACACAGUGCUUGCAAAAUACACCAGUCAACGUUACGGUUUGCAGAACAAACCUGUCCUUAACCAACUUUUUUAGUUUGCACAGAGAAUGAUAGUUUUAAUAGUACUGUUUCCCCAUCACCUGCUCCUUCAUCUUGUCUAAAGAACAAAGUCUACUGUAUCAUCAAAGCUGUGUAUUCUCUGCCAUAUGUGCCUAUUUUGCAGUUUUAACAUUUAUUUAAAGUUUAGUGCUGAAUGGAUUUAUUUUUCUCAUGUUACUUGUUGGUCAUAUGAGGUCUGCUCUUUGUCUGGGAUAUUACUACAUCUUAAUAUAUUAAUAUCUUUAUUACAGUUUAAGUUAACCAUGAUUCUUUUAGCCUUGGAUUUUAGGUUUGUAUUGGAGUAUUUGACCGAAAAUGGAACAUCAAAAAAACUUUUGAGUAUAUGCAAAUCGAACAUAUGUUGGCCUGAGCAACAGCGUUUGUCUCCAAAAACUGUCCAACAUCUUUGAUGCAUGUCAGCCACUCUGACCCCCCCCCCCAACCCCCGGCUCUCGAUCACGUUCCACCGCAAUUAUUUUCCUGUACGACUGGUUUGUAAAAUGCCACUGAUGGUGGAUCAAUUAUGUACAUUUAACUUGUGCAGUGUGCAAAAUUCUAACACUGAUACAAUAUUCCAAAUAGGAAAUAAAAUGUUUUUUUCCUGGUGAUCUAAAAGGUUG
Molecule: messenger RNA, 3197 nt
Organism: Melanotaenia boesemani (Boeseman's rainbowfish)
Lineage: Eukaryota; Metazoa; Chordata; Actinopteri; Atheriniformes; Melanotaeniidae
Product: ADP-ribosylation factor-binding protein GGA1-like
Exons: 17
Coding region: 60-2048 (662 amino acids)
Biological process (GO): vesicle-mediated transport; intracellular protein transport
Cellular component (GO): trans-Golgi network
Molecular function (GO): phosphatidylinositol binding; ubiquitin binding; small GTPase binding
Source: RefSeq, a predicted model, not a curated record